CAAUGUCAAUGACAGACGAAAAAACUAAUGGACUACACACAGAGCGAGCGAGAAAUAUUAUAGUAGACUUAGAGCAAACUUCAGAACAGUUUGACGUUACACGCAUAACGACACAAACGACACAUCUACACAUUAGUUGUAUAAAAGUGCACACGUUUUUCUUUUUCUCUCUUUCACAUAAGUUCGGUUUGCUUUAAUAAACGGACAAAAAAUAUAUACAUCUAGUAAACCGACUAAUCAAUUCGAACGUCCAUUUGGCACGAAACGAGUUCUCUUUACAGUUACAAGAGACGCAUACAGUCAGCAACAUGGCAGAACGAAUUGAAGCAAUUAAAGUAUCGUUGAAUCAAACCCUUAACGAUAAGGAAAAACCAUGGAAAAAAGUCUUAGAUUUGGCUGAAGAAAAGUCUGGCGUUCCACGGCUUUAUUUAUUCGGAGGAGUCGCUGGAUUCUUGACGUUAUAUCUUAUGUUUGGAGCCGCUGCUCAACUCUUAUGUAAUAUUAUUGCUGUCGCUUAUCCAGCUUACGUUUCGUUGAAGGCCUUAGAAACCAGCACCAAAGAAGAUGACACCAAACAAUUGGUAUACUGGACAUUGUAUGCUAUCUUCUCCGUUUUUGAAUUUUUCACCGGCUACUUGCCAGUUAUUAUCCCAUUCUACUACUUGUGGAAGUGCAUCUUGUUCGUGUGGUGCCAAUAUCCGACUGCCAACAACGGUUCCCAAGUUCUUUAUCAACGAGUAGUUCGACCAUACUUUUUGAAACACCAAAACACUGCCGACGAAGCAAUUGACAAAUUUGCCGAUAAAGCGAAGGAAUUGGUCGGCGAUGUACUCAAGAAGUCAAAAUAAACCGUACUUUUCGCCUUUUUCAUCAUAUAGAUUGUUGUCUCUUAUUUAAAGCAAUUGUAAUUUAAUAGAUGCAACUUUUAUCUCAAAACACAAUACAAUAAUAAAUUUGCAACGAUUUGCGCGCACGAUUAUUUUUUUCUUGACGCAUAUUCAAAUAACUAAACAACAA
Molecule: messenger RNA, 1017 nt
Organism: Contarinia nasturtii (swede midge)
Lineage: Eukaryota; Metazoa; Arthropoda; Insecta; Diptera; Cecidomyiidae
Gene: ReepB
Product: receptor expression-enhancing protein 5
Exons: 4
Coding region: 309-848 (179 amino acids)
Source: RefSeq, a predicted model, not a curated record